UACCUAGUUUAAUUAAAUCCAUUUUAAGUGUCGGAGACAUGUGCUUUUCGAGUUAAUUAAACGAGAACUCAGAAGAUUAAAAUCAUAUUAAUUUUAUUUUAAAGCUGGGCAAAAUUAUGUAAAAGGUAUCAGAUUAUCAAUAGAAUUAAAAACUAAUCAUCAUAUAACUUCAAGGAGAGAUUGAAGGUGCACAGCUUUCAUCAAACUGCUCCACAAAAAAAAAUCAAAGACAAGUACUAACUAACAAUAUCAAUAAUAAUGGACGAAAUGCUGAAAGAUGCGCGUUUCGCGCAUAUUGUGAGAGAUCCAAAGUUUCGUCGCAUUCCCAAAGCUGAGAGGAAAGUGAAGAUUGAUCGUCGAUUUAAGGGUAUGUUUAAGGAUGAAAAGUUUACCGUGAAGUACACCAUUGAUAAGCGCGGUAGACCUAUUAAUCAAACCACCACCGAAGAUCUUAGAAAAUAUUAUGAUCUGUCGAGCAGCGAAGAUGAAGAUGCAUCUGUGUCAUCUGCAACUAAGAAAGACAAUGAAAAGAAAGUAAAGGAUAUCAAGGAGAAGAGAAAGAAUAAAAAAAAAUCUGUGAAGGAAAUCGAAUUAAAAACUGAGAAAGAUUUCUCAGAUAAAAGAAACAAAAAUGAGAAGAACAAAGGUGAUUGUUUAUCAAGCCAGAAAAAUUUUUUUGAGCUGAAAACAAAAGAGAAAUCUCCUGAUGAAGAUGAAUCUUCAGAUAGUGAGACUGAAUCUGUUCAAAAAGAAUUUUCUCAAGCAGAGCUAGAUGAAAAUAAUAAACAGCUUUAUAAAACAAGGAAAAAUGAAAAUGGUAGACUUACAAAUGAAAUUAAAGAGAAACUGAGGGAUCUUACUGUAAAUUAUGCUAGAGGUGAAGGUGUUUUGUUAAGUGACAGUUCUUCAGAAGAAGAAUCAUUUGAAGCUAGUGAUGCCGAGGAAGAGAUUGAGCAUAAUUGGGGUGAACUGGAUAAAGAUGCCGAAACAACAGAUGAGAUCACAUGUCGAUUAGCUAUUUGUAAUAUGGAUUGGGAUAGAAUACGUGCUGUGGAUUUAAUGAUUUUGUUAAAUUCAUUCUUACCCAGUAGUGGACUCAUCCAUUCAGUUACANUUUAUCCAUCAGAAUUUGGUCUGCAGCGAAUAAAAGAAGAAGAAAUUAAUGGACCAUCAGAGCUGAAAAAUGAAGCUAUUGAAAAUGAAGACGAAAUUGAAGAUGAUAAUGAAGAAGGUUCGAAAUACCACAUGGAGAAGUUGAGACAAUAUCAAUUGAACCGAUUGAAAUACUAUUAUGCUGUUGCUGAAUUUGAUUCCGCAGAAACGGCAAACAAAGUAUACACGGAGUGUGACGGUAUUGAAUAUGAAUCGACUGCAACUAGAUUAGACCUUAGAUUUAUAUCUGAUGAUAUGACAUUUGAUCAGGAACCUGAAGAGAUAUGUACUGAGAUACCUGAACCUAUCAAGUAUCAACCACGACAGUUUACGACAACGGCAUUGCAACAAGUUAAAGUCAAGUUAACAUGGGAUGAAACAAAUCCAGAUAGACAAGAGUUUACGCAGAAAUUAAAUACAGGAAACCUACAGGAUAUUGAUGAAAACGAUCUACAAACAUAUUUGGCAAGUGGUAGCGAGGAUGACUCAGAUACAGAAAAAAAGAAAGACGUAACUGAGAAAACAAAUGAUAAUUUAGAUAAAGAAUCAGAAACAAAUGAUCUAAUCGGAAAGUACAAAUCUUUACUUAAGACUAUUGAAGAAGAAGAAGAGGCAAAGAAAAACAAAGAUGUAGAAUUAGAAUUCUCAUGGGGUUUAGGCACCAAAGAAAAAGUUGAAAAGUUAGUGCAAGAAAGAAUGAAAAAUAAAGAAGAACUUACACCUUUUGAACAAUAUCUAGAGAAACGCAAGGCAAAAAGAAAAGCUAAGAGAGAAGAAAGGAAAAAGUCUAAAGAAGAAAGUCAGAAAAGCGAUUCGGAAGAUUCUGUGCCAUCUGAUGUAGAUAUGAAUGAUAAAUAUUUUACGGACGAAUUAAAAAAUAAUAAAUUAUCCCAUAAAAAAGAAACGAAAAAUAAUGAAGCUGAUGUUAGUUCAUUGAAUGAGCAGGAAAAUAGUCGACAUGAAGCUGAAUUGGAGUUACUUCUGAUGGAUCAAGACGAAGAUGGUAAAAAGCAUUUCAAUAUGAAACAGAUUGAAGAAAAUGCAACUAUGUCGAAAUCCAAACGAAAACGUCUUAAUAAAAAGAAAAAUGUGCAAGAAGAAGCGAAAGAGGAUGAUUUCGAAGUUAAUGUUAAAGAUCCAAGAUUUACUGCUUUGUUUACAUCACAUCAUUUCAAUAUCGAUCCUGCGGAUCCGCAUUAUAGAAAAACAAAAGGUACAGAAGCAUUAAUUAAUGAGAAAUUGAAGAGAAGAGCUAGAAAUGAAGUACACACAGAAAACGACAAACAAUUUAAAAAGCCAAAAACAGAUGGAAAAUUGCCAACAGAAUUACAAGCUCUAGUUAAAUCUGUUAAGAAAAAAACACAAAAUAUCACACAGCCAAUAAAAAGAUAAGGUAAUUAUAUUAUCUUUGUAUUAAUAA
Messenger RNA from Atta colombica, 2572 nucleotides. Its product is annotated as ESF1 homolog. Gene Ontology annotation, molecular function: RNA binding. The record is from RefSeq and is a predicted model, not a curated record. Lineage: Eukaryota; Metazoa; Arthropoda; Insecta; Hymenoptera; Formicidae. Gene Ontology annotation, cellular component: nucleus. Bases 259 to 2544 code for a protein of 761 amino acids. The transcript has 8 exons. Gene Ontology annotation, biological process: rRNA processing.